Micropterus dolomieu (smallmouth bass) is the source of this 2899-nucleotide messenger RNA. RefSeq names its product integrin, beta 6 (gene itgb6). Gene Ontology annotation, molecular function: integrin binding. Gene Ontology annotation, cellular component: cell surface; integrin alphav-beta6 complex; focal adhesion. Lineage: Eukaryota; Metazoa; Chordata; Actinopteri; Centrarchiformes; Centrarchidae. The coding region runs from base 94 to 2442 and encodes 782 amino acids. The record is from RefSeq and is a predicted model, not a curated record. Gene Ontology annotation, biological process: integrin-mediated signaling pathway; cell-matrix adhesion; cell adhesion mediated by integrin. The transcript is spliced from 15 exons.
GGCAUGACGCUGGAUAUGUUUCACUCUUGUAAAUAUGAGACAACUUGAAAUAUUCCUCUUCUGUUUCCUCAUAACCAGUAACCUCACGGACUAAUGGGGAUUAUAUUAUUGAGCCUGAUUCUUCGGUACUGGAUCAACACCGUGGAGGGAUCAUGUUCAGCCGGCAGCGCUGUGACUUGUGACGAGUGUCUGCAGCUCAGUUCUCACUGUGCCUGGUGCACACAGGAGAAUUUCACAGACUGGUUUUCAGUCAGUGAAAGAUGUGACACACUGGAUAUCUUAUUAGAAAAGGGAUGUGUCCGGGGCCAGCUGGAGUUCCCUGUUUCCGAAGGCCAAAUUCUGCAGGAUCGCCCACUUGGGAGGAAGACAGACGGCGCUAACAGUACUCAGAUCUCCCCACAGAAAAUGGCACUCAAGCUGCGACCUAGCAGUCAGGUUACUUUCCAGGUCAAGAUUCAGCACACAGAGGACUAUCCUGUGGACAUCUACUACCUGAUGGACCUGUCAGCGUCCAUGAUUGAUGAUCUGAAGAUGAUCAAAGACCUAGGCUCCUCUUUGUCUAAAGAGAUGUCCAGCCUCACCAGUAAAUUUCGAAUGGGCUUUGGCUCUUUUGUGGAGAAACCAGUACUGCCCUUCAUCAAGAUCACAGAACAAGAUCUGGCUAACCCCUGCAGCGAGGUAAGCUCAACCUGCCUGCCAACCUUUGGCUACAAACAUGUCUUAUCUCUGACGAGCAGCACUGACAAGUUCAAUGAGAUCAUCAAAAUGCAGCGUGUAUCUGCAAAUAUUGAUGUGCCUGAGUGUGGCUUUGACGCCGUCAUGCAGGCAGCUGUUUGUGGGGACAAGAUAGGCUGGAGGAAUGACUCGAUGCGUUUGCUGGUGUUUGUCAGUGAUGCUGACUCACACUUUGGGAUGGACAGUAAGAUGGCAGGCAUCGUGAUUCCCAAUGAUGGGCAGUGUCACCUGGAUGUCAACAAUGAAUACUCCAUGUCCACAGUGCAAGAGUAUCCAACUCUUGGUCAGUUGAUUGAUAAGGUCGUGGAGAACAAUAUCUUACUGAUAUUUGCUGUGACAGCCGAACAGAAACAUAACUAUAAGAACUAUGCAAAUCUCAUACCUGGCGCCACGGUUGGAGUCCUGGCGACAGAUUCGCGGAACAUCCUGGAACUGAUUGUAACAGCAUACAAAGAACUGCGUUCAGAGAUUGAACUGGAGAUCCUUGGAGACACAGAAGAGCUCCAGAUGUCGUUUACAGCCAUUUGCCCAAAUGGGACCAUCCUCCCUGAUCUAAAACGCUGCUCCAACAUCAAACCUGGAGAGACGGUAGUAUUCAACGUGUCUGUGGAGCUCCCAGGAUGCCUGUCAGGAGUUCGGCACUUCUCCCUCAAACCGGUGGGUUUACAGGACAGUUUGGAGGUGGAACUGGAGUCUCUUUGCUCGUGUGACUGCCGGCAGCCUCCUGAAGCAAACAGCAGCCAGUGCACCGAGGGCCAAGGGCAUUUCCAAUGUGGCAUAUGCGUGUGUCAGCCGGGGUUCCUGGGAGCGCAGUGCGAAUGCAAUGAGGAAAGUGCUUUGUUGAAUAACUGCCUUGCAAACAACGAGUCUGAGAUAUGCAGUGGUCAGGGGGAGUGCUACUGCGGACAGUGUGUGUGUCAUGCAUCCAGCUUUGGACGCAUCUAUGGACCAUACUGCCAGUGUGACAAUUACUCCUGUGUUCGCUUCCGUGGGGAGCUCUGUGGAGGCCACGGAGUGUGUGACUGCGGGGACUGUCGCUGUGAAAGUGGGUGGACAGGGGAGUAUUGUAACUGCAGCACUAGCGUUGAGGCGUGCACGUCAGAGGAUGGCUCUCUCUGCACCGGCCGGGGAAGAUGCGAGUGUGGCCAGUGUGUCUGCUCUGUACCUGGAGCAUCUGGGGACAAGUGUGAGAGGUGCCCAACAUGUGGAGAUGCCUGUACCUCUGCAAGGACCUGUGUAGAGUGCCAUCUGGAAGAUAAGAAAGAUGCUGAGGAGUGUGAUAAAAGGUGCAGCGUCCCGAAAAUUUCCAUCAACACAACAGCAGAUUAUGACAAGAGCCCUUCUAUGCAAUGCACGAUGAUGACGGAGAAUGAAUGCUGGAUCUCAUUUAAUGUGGUAGGAGGUGAGAAGGGGACGACUGCCUACAAUCUCCAGAUGUAUGGUUGCCCGGAGCCACCCAACAUCCCCAUGAUUAUUCUGGGGGUCUCCCUUUCUGUUGUGUGUAUCGGCAUGAUCCUGCUGGGUGUGUGGAAGGUGCUGGUGUCGGUCCACGACCGUAAAGAGGUGGCGAAGUUUGAGGCUGAGAGAUCAAAGGCAAAAUGGCAGACGGGGACCAAUCCUCUAUUCAAAAGCUCAACGUCUACAUUCAAAAAUGUAACAUAUAAGAACACAGAGAGAGAAAAGAUUAUUACACUGGAUCUCUACUGACUGGAGGCAAAGCAAACCAACAUCUGAGUGCACUUAAGUUUGUGUGUGUGUAUUUGAGUGAGAGACAGAGAGAGAGAAAAUGUUAUACUAAUGUGUUUUUGUAUGAAUCUAUGUGUUGAUUCAGAGAUGUUAGAACAGUGUUUACACUGUGAACAGAGAAACACUACAUGAUGAAUUUGCUGCUGUAGAAGUGCACUGCCAAUGUACUGUUAAACACUGCACUUUCAUGAUGCAUGAUUUUACAAACUUAAACAAAUGUUUGUCCACUGUAACAUGCAGCUUGGAAAGGAGGAGUCUAUACUACGAGUGGUCUACUACUGAAAUAAAUAUUUGUUUUAUUCUAAUGAAUGUAAAUAUACAGGUGGAUGAUUAUGAAUUUUUUAAAAUAUUGUAUUUGUUUGUUGUUUUAUUGUAAAGCAAGGCUGAGCCUUUGAUGUUGAUAAAUGAGGUUUUUUUA